CCCACCCCCACCUCCACAACCCCUGUCAUAUACCAAAGCUUUCCAUGUACUUCGAAGCUCCUCGAAAGGAAAGCAAGCUGCCAUUUCCAAUUCUUGAUUCUCCAAAAGCUUUGGCUUGGGAGCCUUCCUGAAAUUCCUGACCUCACACCUACCUACCUACCUACCGACCUCAGCCAUGGCCCAGAAGUGCGUUCAUCAAGGCUGCGGCAAAACCUUCAGCGACCCGGACGAGGUUUGCAAAUACCAUCCGGGACCGCCAAUAUUCCACGAGGGGCAGAAAGGGUGGAAAUGCUGCAAGCCUCGGGUUCUCACCUUCGAGGAGUUCAUGGAGCUACCGCCCUGCACCGAGGGCAAGCACAGCACGACCGACCUACCACCCAAGAUCGAGAAGAAAGAGACCGCCGAUCCGACACUCCUCUCCAACGCAUCUUUUCCAGCACCACCUCCCCGGGCCCCCAUAACUGUUGCGCAGACUGCGGCGACGCCUCCACCUCCGCCGCCAGAGUCUGAGGAUGACGACCCCAGUCUCGAGAUAGCGGACGGGCAGGCCUGUCGGCGGAGGGGCUGCGGCGCGCGCUACUCCAAGGGCCAGAACAGGGACAGGGAGGAGUGCACACACCACCCCGGGGCUCCCAUAUUCCACGAGGGCAGCAAGGGCUACAGCUGCUGCAAGAGGAAGGUCCUGGAGUUUGACCAGUUUAUGAAAAUCGAGGGGUGCAAGACGAAGCCCCGGCACUUGUUUGUCGGAAGCGGCAAGAAGGACGCCUCCGGGAACGCCAUUGGGUCGGGGGGCGAGGAGCUCUUGGAGACGGUUAGACACGACUUCUACCAGACUCCUUCGUCGGUAAUCGUCUCGUUCUUCCUGAAGAAGAUCGACAAGGAUACGGCCAAGGUGUCGUUCCAGGAACAGCAGUUGGACCUGGACCUGCCGACAACGGACGCACCGACGCCGAAGCGCUACAAGACAACGGUGCCGCUGUUUGGGCCCAUCGACACCGACAAGUCAUCCUUCAAGAUCCUGGGCACGAAGCUCGAGCUGAACCUGGUCAAGGCAGGCGGGAAUUCCUGGCCGGUGCUGCGCAGUGACGAGCCAUUGACGGGUGAGAUCCUGCAGAUUGGACGAGCCGGAAGGGCAUGAUGUGAAAGCCAAUGGGCUUAUCCUUAUGCAUGUUUGGUCGAGGGGCCAAGGACGUCUCGGCGAGCUACACGGCCAAGUCGGGAUGGAGACAGAUCUCGGCCUGUAAUCAAAAAGCAACGUGUACUACCUAGAGGCGGGAGAAAAGAAACCGGGGGACUGUUGCGUAGCGAGACAUGGAUAACUGUUCUUCUGCGACCAGAGCAGCCAACCACGGGCACGUAGACACUGAGUGACCACACCCGUCUAUGAGAGUUGGAACGAUCCAUGGUGGUGGAUGCCAGCGUCCAGAAAGAACACAUGCUCAAAAGACAGGAUUUCUGUGGCAUUCGGGAGCUCCAUU
Molecule: messenger RNA, 1478 nt
Organism: Phialemonium atrogriseum
Lineage: Eukaryota; Fungi; Ascomycota; Sordariomycetes; Cephalothecales; Cephalothecaceae
Product: cysteine and histidine-rich domain-containing protein
Exons: 3
Coding region: 176-1138 (320 amino acids)
Source: RefSeq, a predicted model, not a curated record